Messenger RNA from Puma concolor (puma), 1830 nucleotides. NCBI's taxonomy places the organism in Eukaryota, Metazoa, Chordata, Mammalia, Carnivora, Felidae. The record is from RefSeq and is a predicted model, not a curated record.
AUGGCUCGACGCGGCUGGCUGCGGGCGCCCCUCAGCCGCGGCGGCGGCGGCGGCCCCGGGGCCCGCCGGCUCAUGCGGCCGCUCUGGUUGCUCCUCGCAGUGGGCGUCUUUAGCUGGGCCGGGGCUUCGGACGGCGCCGGCGGAGCGGCGAGAGCCAUGGACGAGGAGAUCGUGUCCGAGAAGCAAGCCGAGGAGAGCCACCGGCAGGACAGCGCCAACCUGCUCAUCUUCAUCCUGCUGCUCACCCUCACCAUUCUCACGAUCUGGCUCUUCAAGCACCGCCGGGCCCGCUUCCUGCACGAAACCGGCCUGGCUAUGAUUUAUGGUCUUUUGGUGGGCCUUGUGCUUCGAUAUGGCAUUCAUGUCCCAAGCGAUGUAAAUAAUGUGACCCUGAGCUGUGAAGUGCAGUCAAGCCCAACUACCUUAUUGGUAAAUGUUAGUGGGAAAUUUUAUGAAUAUACACUUAAAGGAGAGAUCAGUUCACAUGAACUCAAUAACGUGCAAGAUAAUGAAAUGCUUAGAAAGGUUACCUUUGAUCCAGAAGUAUUUUUCAACAUAUUGCUUCCUCCUAUCAUAUUUUAUGCAGGAUAUAGUCUGAAAAGAAGACAUUUCUUUCGAAACCUUGGGUCUAUCCUAGCCUAUGCUUUUCUUGGAACAGCAAUUUCUUGUUUUGUAAUUGGGUCAAUAAUGUAUGGCUGUGUCACACUGAUGAAAGUGACCGGACAGCUUGCGGGAGAUUUUUACUUUACAGACUGUCUGCUGUUUGGUGCCAUUGUAUCAGCAACUGACCCAGUGACUGUCCUUGCCAUAUUCCACGAGCUUCAAGUGGAUGUUGAACUCUACGCACUUCUUUUUGGGGAGAGUGUCCUCAAUGACGCCGUUGCCAUAGUGCUGUCUUCAUCCACUGAAGAUCCCAAGGAAAAUCCCAAUGGACUUGAACAUGGCUGUGACAUCAAAGGUGUGGCUGUUGUCUCCGGCUGGCUGGUUGCUAUUUUCUUGGGAAGAGCUGCUAAUAUUUACCCCUUGUCCCUCUUACUUAAUUUGGGUAGAAGAAGUAAGAUUGGAUCAAAUUUUCAGCACAUGAUGAUGUUUGCUGGCCUCCGCGGCGCAAUGGCAUUUGCUUUGGCCAUUCGGGAUACUGCAACUUACGCACGCCAGAUGAUGUUCAGCACCACGCUUCUGAUUGUGUUUUUUACUGUAUGGGUAUUUGGCGGCGGCACAACUGCCAUGCUGUCAUGCUUGCAUAUAAGGUACUGUGCUAGACUCUGGGGAUACAGAGAUGAAUUGAGACAUGGCCUUUACCCUCAAGGAGCUCACAGUCUAUUUGGGGAGACUGACAGGGUUGGUGUUGAUUCCGACCAAGAACAUUUGGGCAUUCCGGAAAAUGAAAGAAGAACCACCAAAGCAGAGAGCGCCUGGCUUUUCCGGAUAUGGUACAACUUUGAUCAUAACUACCUGAAGCCUCUGCUGACGCACAGCGGGCCUCCCCUCACCACCACGCUCCCCGCCUGCUGCGGGCCCAUCGCGAGAUGCCUGACCAGCCCCCAAGCUUAUGAGAACCAGGAGCAGUUGAAAGACGAUGACUCCGAUCUCAUUCUCAAUGAUGGCGACAUUAGUCUGACGUAUGGGGAUUCUACUGUGAACACCGAAUCAGGAACAUCCGGUGCCCCUAGGAGGUUUAUGGGAAAUAGUUCAGAAGAUGCCUUGGAUCGGGAGCUCUCAUUUGGGGACCACGAACUGGUCAUUCGGGGAACACGCUUGGUUCUUCCCAUGGAUGAUUCUGAACCCCCAUUAAAUUUGUUAGAUAAUACGAGACACAGUCCGGCCUAA